Ipomoea triloba (trilobed morning glory) is the source of this 4696-nucleotide messenger RNA. RefSeq names its product probable phosphoribosylformylglycinamidine synthase, chloroplastic/mitochondrial. The record is from RefSeq and is a predicted model, not a curated record. NCBI's taxonomy places the organism in Eukaryota, Viridiplantae, Streptophyta, Magnoliopsida, Solanales, Convolvulaceae. The coding region runs from base 154 to 4389 and encodes 1411 amino acids. Gene Ontology annotation, molecular function: phosphoribosylformylglycinamidine synthase activity. The transcript is spliced from 4 exons. Gene Ontology annotation, biological process: 'de novo' IMP biosynthetic process.
AUUAGUAGGGUUUUUGCUAGUGUAUUAGUAACAGUGGCUUCUUUCAACAUUUGGGUCUCGCCAUGUUUUCAAGCCUUGGGUUCUAACGUUUAGCAGUUCCUCGUACCAUUCGAAUCUUUGUUGCUCUCUUCUUUUCAAUCGAAGGUAGACGCCAUGGAGGCCACUGCUUGGAAUGUUGCAGCAAAAGAAUUUUUGUUGGGCUCAAAUAGACAGAAAAUAGCUUUAUCAAGGCAUUCAGUUAGGCAGAACCUGCUUUGGGGUGUAACUCCAAAGCAAGGUCCUCUCAAGUUUACUAAUAAAAAUGCCGGAGUACGAUCAGAUCUUUCUGCAAAGGUCAAAGCAGUAGUUUCUGGGAAUGUAAACACAUUACUAGGUGAGGAGGCAAGCAAGGUUCAACAGCCUGCAGAAAGUGUUGUUCAUUUUUAUCGUGUCCCGUUGCUUCAAGAUAGUGCAACUGCAGAACUUCUCAAGUUGGUUCAAACAAAAAUCUCACAUCAAAUAAUUGGCUUGAAAACUGAGCAGUGCUUCAAUAUUGGUUUGAAUUCUGAUCUUCCAAGUGAGAAGCAUGCUGUGCUUAAGUGGGUUUUGGGAGAGACAUAUGAGCCUGAGAAUUUGGGGACUGAAAGUUUUCUACAUAUUGAUAAGACCAAAAAUUUAGAUGCAGUUAUUGUGGAAGUUGGCCCACGCUUGUCUUUCACUACAGCUUGGUCUGCCAAUGCAGUUUCAGUUUGCCAAGCUUGUGGGUUGACAGAGAUUACUAGAAUGGAACGUUCGAGGAGAUACCUGUUAUUUCUUGAGCCUGGAAGUGGUCCGUUGCUUGAUAGUCAAAUCAAUGAGUUUGCUGCUAUGCUGCAUGAUCGAAUGACUGAGUGUGCUUACCCUGAGAAGCUUACUUCUUUUGAGACAAGUGUCAUUCCAGAGGAGGUUCGCUUCAUACCAGUCAUGGAGAGGGGCCGCAAAGCAUUGGAAGAAAUAAAUGAGAAAAUGGGUUUGGCCUUUGAUGAACAAGAUUUACAAUAUUACACUAAGCUCUUCAGGGAUGACAUUAAACGGAACCCAACAAAUGUUGAGUUGUUUGAUAUUGCACAGUCUAAUAGUGAACAUAGCAGGCAUUGGUUCUUCACUGGGAAACUAGUAGUAGAUGGUCAGCCUGUAAAUAGAACUCUUAUGCAAAUUGUUAAAAGCACUUUAGCGGCAAAUCCAAACAAUUCUGUUAUUGGAUUUAAGGACAACUCCAGUGCUAUCAAGGGAUUUUUAGUCAAGCAUUUGCGACCUAUUCAUCCUGGUUCUUCAUGCCCCUUGCAAACUAGUGCUCAUGAUCUUGAUAUCUUAUUUACCGCUGAAACACACAAUUUCCCAUGUGCUGUAGCUCCAUAUCCUGGAGCAGAGACCGGUGCAGGAGGCCGCAUCAGGGAUACACAUGCUACUGGAAGGGGUUCUUUCGUUGUUGCAUCUACAGCUGGAUAUUGUGUUGGCAAUCUUAAUAUUGAAGGGUCAUAUGCUCCAUGGGAAGAUCCUUCAUUCCAAUACCCAGCAAACUUGGCUUCACCAUUGCAGAUCCUCAUUGAUUCCAGCAAUGGAGCAUCUGACUAUGGGAAUAAAUUUGGUGAGCCCUUGAUUCAGGGUUAUACGAGGACCUUUGGAAUGAGACUCCCAAGUGGUGAAAGGAGGGAAUGGUUGAAACCAAUCAUGUUUAGUGCAGGUAUUGGGCAAAUUGAUCACAACCAUAUAUCAAAGGGUGAGCCUGAGAUUGGAAUGUUAGUUGUUAAGAUUGGAGGCCCAGCAUAUCGCAUAGGAAUGGGAGGCGGGGCAGCAUCAAGCAUGGUUAGUGGCCAAAAUGAUGCUGAGCUUGAUUUCAAUGCUGUACAGCGUGGAGAUGCAGAGAUGGCACAGAAGUUGUAUCGUGUUGUUCGUGCCUGUGUAGAAAUGGGACAGAAUAACCCAAUUGUCAGCAUUCAUGAUCAGGGUGCCGGUGGAAACUGCAAUGUUGUCAAGGAAAUCAUACAUCCUCAGGGUGCUGAGAUUGAUAUAAGGGCAGUUGUAGUUGGUGACCACACUAUGUCCGUCCUUGAGAUUUGGGGAGCUGAAUAUCAAGAGCAAGAUGCAAUAUUGGUCAAACCUGAAAGUGGCAGUCUUCUACAGGCAAUUUGUAAGAGGGAAAGGCUACCGAUGGCUGUUAUUGGAACAAUUAAUGGUGAGGGGCGCAUUACUUUGGUGGAUGGCUUAGCUGUUGAAAGAUGCAAAUCUGACGGACUUCCUCCUCCUCCACCAGCUGUGGAUCUUGAGCUUGAGAAAGUUCUUGGGGAUAUGCCUCAAAAAACCUUUGAACUUCAUCAUGUGAAUAAUGUGCUAGAGCCUCUUGAUAUUGCUCCUGGGACAACAGUUAUGGAAACUUUGAAGAGGGUAUUGAGGCUUCCUUCUGUCGGUUCAAAAAGGUUCUUGACCACUAAAGUUGAUAGGUGUGUUACUGGUCUAGUGGCACAGCAGCAAACCGUGGGUCCCUUGCAAAUAACACUUUCUGAUGUUGCUGUUAUUGCUCAAACUUACACCGACUUUACUGGAGGUGCUUGUGCAAUUGGAGAACAACCGAUUAAAGGUCUUUUGGAUCCAAAAGCAAUGGCAAGACUAGCUGUUGGGGAAGCACUCACAAAUCUUGUAUGGGCAAAAGUUACAUCCCUUUCAGAUGUGAAAGCUAGUGGGAAUUGGAUGUAUGCUGCAAAGCUAGAUGGGGAAGGAGCUGCCAUGUAUGAUGCUGCCAAUGCUCUUUCAGAAGCUAUGAUUGAACUUGGCAUUGCAAUUGAUGGUGGGAAGGAUAGUCUUUCAAUGGCUGCCUAUGCUUCAGGGGAAGUUGUGAAGGCUCCUGGAAACUUAGUCAUCAGUACCUAUGUAACUUGUCCUGACAUAACAAAAACAGUUACACCAGACUUGAAGCUUGGAGAUGAUGGUAUACUGCUCUACAUUGACUUGGCAAAGGGAAAGAAGCGUCUUGGUGGAUCUGCUCUUGCUCAGGUUUUUGGUCAAAUUGGGUAUGAGUGUCCUGAUCUUGAAGAUGUUUCUUACCUUAAAACAGUUUUCAAUGAGGUUCAGAAUCUCCUCUCUGGUGAUCUUAUUUCUGCUGGUCAUGAUAUCAGUGAUGGAGGACUUCUUGUUGGCAUCCUUGAAAUGGCUUUUGCUGGGAAUUGUGGUGUUUCAUUGAAUUUGACGUCAGAAGAUAGUAGUGUAUUCCAAACACUUUAUGCAGAAGAGCUUGGCCUUAUCCUUGAGGUUAGCUGGGAGAACUUGGAGGUGGUCUUGGCAAAGCUCCACAGUGGUGGUGUUACUGCUCAAGUCAUUGGACAAGUUACUGCUUCUCCAAUGGUAGACCUGAAAAUUGAUGGUGUUUCUUAUUUGAAUGACAAAACUUCUCUACUGCGUGACAUCUGGGAAGAUACCAGUUUUGAACUGGAAAAGUUCCAAAGGUUAGCCUCUUGUGUGGAGCUAGAAAAAGAAGGUUUGAAGAAUCGGCGUGAACCUUCAUGGAAUUUAUCCUUCAAACCAGAUUUCACCAAUGGGAAAUAUAUGACUGCGACGUUAAAACCUAAGGUUGCUGUAAUUCGAGAGGAAGGUAGCAACGGAGACAGAGAGAUGUCUGCAGCUUUCUAUGCUGCAGGAUUUGAACCGUGGGAUGUUGCAAUGUCAGACCUUCUGAAUGGACUCGUAUCAUUGCAUGAAUUUCGCGGGAUUGUGUUUGUUGGAGGUUUUAGUUAUGCUGAUGUGCUUGAUUCUGCAAAAGGUUGGGCAGCUUCAAUACGCUUUAAUCAACCUCUAUUAAAUCAAUUUCAAGAAUUCUAUAAUCGUCCAGACACUUUCAGUCUUGGGGUUUGCAAUGGUUGCCAACUUAUGGCUCUUUUAGGUUGGAUACCGGGGCCACAGGUUGGAGGUGUUCUUGGUAAAGGAGGAGACCCAUCACAGCCAAGGUUCACACACAAUGAGUCUGGACGGUUUGAAUGUCGCUUUACAAGUGUCGCAAUACAAGAAUCACCAGCCAUAAUGUUCAAAGGGAUGGAGGGUAGUACUCUAGGUGUCUGGGCAGCGCAUGGUGAAGGAAGAGCUUAUUUCCCCGACGGUAGUAUUUUAAAUCAGGUUCUUGAUUCGAACUUGGCCCCAGUGAGAUAUUGUGAUGAUGACGGUAAACCAACAGAAGUUUAUCCGUUCAAUCUGAAUGGUUCACCCCUCGGUGUGGCUGCAAUUUGUUCUCCCGAUGGGAGGCACCUUGCUAUGAUGCCUCACCCUGAACGCUGCUUCUUGAUGUGGCAGUUCCCAUGGUAUCCGAAGCACUGGGAUGUUGAUAAGAAAGGGCCCAGUCCUUGGUUGCGUAUGUUCCAAAAUGCCAGAGAAUGGUGCUCAUGAGAUCUUUGGUGGACUAAAGAGGCAUAUUUUUUCUUUAUUUCCUGUUCCGAAACGCUUAUCAAAUCAAAUCAAAAGAGAGAAGGAAGAGCACAGUUCUAAAGUAUGAGAUGGAAGAAGUUGUGUUGCUUAGUUUUCCCUUUUCGAUGUAAAUCACAUAAAUUUUGAAUAGAAGUUUAUUUCCAUUUCAUCACUGAUGUAAUUCUCAAAAUACUUUCUGCUUCAAAAACGAGGCAUCAAAUUUGGAUCUUUGAAAUUACUUACACAGGGUGGGCUUUUCUUUUAAGCCUGCAAGUUUUUCUUAGUAUUC